Molecule: messenger RNA, 753 nt
Organism: Piliocolobus tephrosceles (Ugandan red Colobus)
Lineage: Eukaryota; Metazoa; Chordata; Mammalia; Primates; Cercopithecidae
Gene: ENDOG
Product: endonuclease G
Exons: 4
Coding region: 1-684 (227 amino acids)
Biological process (GO): apoptotic DNA fragmentation
Cellular component (GO): mitochondrial inner membrane; nucleus
Molecular function (GO): nucleic acid binding; metal ion binding; single-stranded DNA endonuclease activity
Source: RefSeq, a predicted model, not a curated record
AUGUGGCUGCGCUUGCUGAGCCGCGAGUCGUACGUGCUGUGCUACGACCCGCGCACCCGCGGCGCGCUCUGGGUGGUGGAGCAGCUGCGACCGGAGCGUCUCCGCGGCGACGGCGACCGGCGAACAUGCGACUUCCGCGAGGACGACUCGGUGCACGCCUACCACCGUGCCACCAACGCCGACUACCGCGGCAGCGGCUUCGACCGCGGCCACCUGGCCGCAGCCGCCAACCACCGCUGGAGCCAGAAGGCCAUGGACGACACGUUCUACCUGAGCAACGUCGCGCCCCAGGUACCCCACCUCAACCAGAAUGCCUGGAACAACCUGGAGAAAUACAGCCGCAGCUUGACCCGCAGCUACCAAAACGUCUAUGUCUGCACAGGGCCACUCUUCCUGCCCAGGACAGAGGCUGAUGGGAAAUCCUAUGUGAAGUACCAGGUCAUCGGCAAAAACCACGUGGCAGUGCCCACACACUUCUUCAAGGUGCUGAUCCUGGAGGCCGCAGGCGGGCAAAUCGAGCUCCGCUCCUACGUGAUGCCCAACGCACCUGUGGACGAGGCCAUCCCACUGGAGCGCUUCCUGGUGCCCAUUGAGAGCAUUGAGCGGGCCUCGGGGCUGCUCUUUGUGCCAAACAUCCUGGCGCGGGCAGGCAGCCUCAAGGCCAUCACAGCGGGCAGUAAGUGAGGGCAGAGCCCAGCAAGGCUGGGCGUGUGCAGGCCGGGGAGCAUUAAAGGUGGUGAUUUUUGGAGACAA